Molecule: messenger RNA, 420 nt
Organism: Rotaria sp. Silwood1
Lineage: Eukaryota; Metazoa; Rotifera; Eurotatoria; Philodinida; Philodinidae
Source: the annotation of a GenBank genome assembly
AUGAAACAAAAAAUUGGUGAUAGUACUAGUUUAGAUUCUCUUGGAAAAUUAUUACUGAGAAUGGAUGAGAAUGAAAAAGCACGAAAAUGUUAUGAACGAAUGGUAGACGAAGCAUUAUUGACGGUAGCAGAUGCUCGAUUAGGUCUUGAAUGGGCACAUCUUCGUUGCAAUAAUUGUGAUGAAAGUCUGAAACAAUUUGAAGAAGUCCUACAAAUACGAGAAUAUGUAUUAGGAGAAGAUCAUUCUAAUAUUGGAGAGAUUUAUAGUUUUAUUGGUGAAGUUCAUUUAGAAAACGAGGAUUAUGAACAAGCUUUGAUCGAUUUGCAUAAAGCAAUCAAAAUUCAAGAAAAAACACUUUCUUCUAAUUCGCUUGAUCUUGCUGCAACUUAUGAUAGUACAGAAAAUGCAUAUACUCUAUGA